GAACAAUCUGGUGGAAGUUGUCUGUGCCCGGUUUAGUACCGAGCCCUCGGAAGCUCCUUUUGCACAGAGUUAGAGUGAAGGGAUUUACUACCAGCAAGCUCAAAUCAAAAGGAACGUCUGUUUCUUCUAGACUGAGGAGAGGCUGAUUAUUGAAGACAGAAGAGAAUCCCAGAGGUGCAUUUAUUAGCAAGAAUUCCAAAGCCUGUCCAGUUUAGAGAGUGAAUCAAUUCAUCAGGACUUGAAAACAAUUGGAUUUGCAACAUUUGUCUACUGUCUGUGGGAAAAGAUUUAAAGAGUCAGUGUGAGUGGAAAUGCAGCAAGACACAUCCAUGCAGGUGACUGUACAAGUGAACUGACUGUGGAGAGAGCUUUUGCCAGUUACACAGCCUGAGUGAAAGUGUUCCUGUGAACUGACUGGACAGGUCUUGAACCAGUUACACAGACUGAUGAACAUUGCGCCACUCACUGGGGAGAAACUGUAUCCCUGUCCUGUGUAUAGGCAAGGAGUCAGCUGAUAAUCUGAUAUGGAGAGAUGUGAAGACAUCUGCACUACAAAGAAACCAUGGAAAUGUGUGGACUGUGGGAAAGGAUUCAAACGCCCAUCCCUGCUGGAAACUCAUCGACGCACUCACACUGGGGAGAGGCCGUUCAUUUGCCCCAAGUGUGGGAAGGGAUUCAGUGACUCAUCCAACCUGUGGAGACACCAACGAGUUCAUGCUGGAGAAAAACCAUUCCCCUGCUCUGUGUGUGGGAAGGGAUUCACUCAAUCAGCCAACCUACUCCGACACCAGCAAGUUCACACUGGGGAGAGGCCGUUCAUCUGCCCAGAAUGUGGGAAGGGAUUCAGUGACUCGUCCUGCCUAAUGAAACACCAGCGAGUUCACACUGGGGAGAGGCCAUUCCCCUGCUCAGAGUGUGGCAAGGCAUUCUCUCAGUUAUCCAACCUCAGAGCGCAUCAAUUGGUUCACACUGAUGAGAGACCUUUCAAGUGUUCGCACUGUGAGAAGAGCUUUAAACACAGAUGUGACGUGCUGACACAUCAACGCAUUCACACUGGGGAGAGGCCAUUUCUCUGCUCUGAAUGUGGUAAACGAUUUGUCCAUUCAAACAGCCUUCUGAAACACCAGCGAAUACACACUGGUGAGAAGCUGUAUGCCUGUUCUGUCUGUGGGAAAGCAUUUACUCAGUCAUCCCACCUUCUAAGACACCAGCGAGUUCACAAGUGACUGCAGGGCAGGCAUCUGUUGCUGCUGUUGUUAAAAACUUUGAUCCAGCUGCAGGGAGGAAUGAUUUGAUGUGAUGGAGGAUUCUCCAUCCCCUGAGGACCAGGAAAAAAAUGCAGUGGAAUAGAGAAAUAUGCGGUGUUGUGAUGUAUCAUGGGCAGGCCAGCAGCGGGUGGCAUUGUAUCACUUUAAACACCAGAGGGACAGAGAAACUGUCUUUGAUUUGUCACAUUUUUAUUUUAUACAUUUGAGGUGUGUCACAUUGCAGGCAGAGCUGGGCCCCCACAUACUGAUACACAGAAAAAAACAUUCAUAAACACACAUACAUGGAAACACAGGCAAAGACACAAACACACAGGCAGGCAGGCACAGUCAAACACAUACAGAUAGAGAUAGUGUCCCUCAGUAUAUUGUCAGGGUCAAUCUGUUUAGUAAACCCAAGUUCACUUGUACAGUAAAUUCUGAUUUGUGCAAUAAAUCUGUGUAAUCAUUGUUCCUUAUAGAAUAAAUGUGUUCA
This is a messenger RNA of Hemiscyllium ocellatum (epaulette shark), 1740 nucleotides long. RefSeq names its product gastrula zinc finger protein XlCGF7.1-like. The record is from RefSeq and is a predicted model, not a curated record. Gene Ontology annotation, molecular function: DNA-binding transcription repressor activity, RNA polymerase II-specific. Bases 525 to 1226 code for a protein of 233 amino acids. Lineage: Eukaryota; Metazoa; Chordata; Chondrichthyes; Orectolobiformes; Hemiscylliidae. The transcript has 2 exons. Gene Ontology annotation, biological process: negative regulation of transcription by RNA polymerase II.